UUCCUCCAGUAGCCAGCCACAGUGUCCAGCCACAGUGUCCAACCACAGUGUCCGGGCUCUAGUAGACAAUCCCAGUGUCCAGCUGUAGUGUCCAGCCACAGUGUCCAUCCACAGUGUCCGGGCUCUAGUAGACAAUCCACAGUGUCCGGCUGUAGUGUCCAUCCACGGUGUCCAGCCACAGUGUCCGGGCUCUAGUAGACAAUCCCAGUGUCCAGCUGUAGUGUCCAUCCACAGUGUCCAUCCACAGUGUCCGGGCUCUAGUAGACAAUCCCAGUGUCCAGCUGUAGUGUCCAUCCACGGUGUCCAGCCACAGUGUCCAUCCACAGUGUCCGGGCUCUAGUAGACAAUCCACAGUGUCCAGCUGUAGUGUCCAUCCACAGUGUCCAUCCACAGUGUCCGGGCUCUAGUAGACAAUCCACAGUGUCCAGCUGUAGUGUCCAUCCACGGUGUCCAUCCACAGUGUCCGGGCUCUAGUAGACAAUCCCAGUGUCCAGCUGUAGUGUCCAUCCACAGUGUCCAGCCACGGUCUCCAGACACAGUGUCCGGGCUCUAGUAGACAAUCUACAGUGUCCGGCUGUAGUGUCCAUCCACGGUGUCCAGCCACAGUGUCCGGGCUCUAGUAGACAAUCCCAGUGUCCAGCUGUAGUGUCCAUCCACGGUGUCCAGCCACAGUGUCCAUCCACAGUGUCCGGGCUCUAGUAGACAAUCCACAGUGUCCAGCUGUAGUGUCCAUCCACGGUGUCCAGCCACAGUGUCCGGGCUCUAGUAGACAAUCCCAGUGUCCAGCUGUAGUGUCCAUCCACGGUGUCCAGCCACAGUGUCCAGACACAGUGUCCGCGCUCUAGUAGACAAUCCCAGUGUCCAGCUGUAGUGUCCAUCCACGGUGUCCAGCCACAGUGUCCGGGCUCUAGUAGACAAUCCACAGUGUCCAGGCUCUAGUAGGCAAUCCACAGUGUCCGGCUGUAGUGUCCACCCACAGUGUCCAGGCUCUAGUAGACAAUCCACAAUGUCCGGGCUCUCGUAGGCAACCCCAGUGUCAAAACCCCGCUCCUAGCUCCAGCCUCCAGUGUCAAGCCCCAGUGUCCAGCUCCUAGCCCUAGUUAGUGUCCAGCCUCCAGCUCCCUAGCGCUUUUCCAGCUCUGUAUUAGAGUCUGUCGCUUACUCCGGUUCCAUUCUCAAGGCUCCCAGCUCCCUCCAGCCCAGCUGUACCGCUCCCUCUAGCUCCAGUGUCCUCCCAUCCUUGAUCUGCAAUCUACCCCCUUCCUCCAGAUACAGGAUCCCAAUAUCUCCAUCCUAUCCCAUCUCACCCCCAGCCUUGCCCCCACCAGCCGGCUGGCUUCACUCCACUCCAGCCGCUCCUCUCAGGGUCCCGCCCCACCCGCUUGCCCCCCCCCCCACCACCACCGCUCCCUCCUCCCAAGGUCCCACUCCUAUCCCCUGCUUCCUCCAGCCACUCGCUCUUGGUUCUCUUGGACAUUCCCGCCUGUCCGACCAUUCUCCAAUCGGGCUCGUCCGCCCAGCGUCUCUCGUUGCACUGCCUCCCCUCCAUUCAGCCCUCCUCACCCCCCAGACCCCUCCUUGCUCACGCCCGGGGUCCCCCCCAAUCCUCCUCCUCCUGCUCCUCCACCCCAAGCGAUCGCACCAGCCCAGCGCCACCAGCUCGGUCCUUCGCGUCUGCCGGGCGCCGUCAUCACCACCACCACCAGCAGUAGCAGCAGCAGCAAGCAGCAUCGUUGUCCCGCGAGAGGAAUAGGAGGAGGAGGGUGGUGGUGGUGGGUGGGGGGGAUGGCGGAGCCGCUGUGUCAGCUGCUCGGGGAGCGGCUGCUGCGGCCCGUGAGCGGCGAGGACGCCGGUGCGGCGGGAGCUCAGCCCGGGCCCGAGGCGGCCGGCGCCGCCGCCGUCGCCGCCGCCGCCGCGGCGGCGGCUGGAGCUGGCGACCUCCCCACGGCGUCCCUGGCCUGCGAGGGCCGCUCCACCGUGGGGCUGUUCUUCUCGGCGCAGUGGUGCCCGCCAUGCCGCGCGUUCACGCCGCUGCUCGCAGACUUCUACCGCAAGCUGCGGGACCGCCUCGAGGUGGUGCUCGUUUCGUCCGACACGGACGCGCAGCAGUGGACGGAGCACAGGCAGCACAUGCCCUGGCCAGCUCUGCCCUUCGACGACCGGCAGCGCAAGUUCAACUUGUGCCGAAAGUUUAAGAUCACGGGCAUCCCUUCUCUCGUGUUCCUGGACGCCAAAUCAGGCCGAGUCAUCACCAAGAACGGUGUGGCGCUAGUGUCUGAGGAUCCCAAUGGCCUCGAGUUCCCGUGGACCCCCAAGCCCUUCAGCCAGGUGAUCGCGGGGCCCUUGCUGAGGUCGUCAGGUGAAAGUGUCGACUACUCGAGCCUGGAAGGACACUUUAUUGGGAUGUACUUUGCUGCCAACUGGUGCCCUCCGUGUAAGUCCUUCACGCCCAUGCUGCUGGAGGUGUACAGGAGGGUCCGCGAGUCCGGGAAGAAGUUUGAGAUCAUUUUUGUAAGUUCAGACAGGUCAGACGAGUCCUUUGCGCAGUACUUUGGCGAGAUGCCCUGGCUGUCGGUGCCGUACGCUGACACGGCACGGCGGCUUAACCUCAGCAAGCUCUACGGCAUCCAGGGCAUCCCGGCGCUCGUCAUGCUGGACGUGGACCGCAGCGUGAUCACUCCUGCGGCGCGCGUUGCCAUCAUGGACGACCGCGAGGGCCGGCUCUUCCCGUGGUUCCCGCGUGCCCUGAGCAUGCUGAGCGCUGCCAACGCCGAGAUCCUCAACCAGGAGCCCGCGCUCGUGCUCUUUGUCGACUCUAACGAGGAGGAAGAGCUGGAGCCCGUGAGACAGAUGCUGCAGCCGAUUGCGGAGCAGGUGAUCGCUGAGUACAAGCAGCGGGGUGAGGAGCAGCCGCUCCACUUCUUCUACGCCGGAGAGGAUGACAUGGCAGACUCAAUCCGUGACUUCACAGCGCUGCCGGAUUGUGCGCCACUCCUAGCCAUCCUGGACAUCCCGGCGCGUGUCAAGUACGUGAAGGACGCCGAGGAGCUGACAGGCCACGUCAUCUCCGAAUUUGUCGGCGACUACCUGCACGGCAAGCUGCAGGCCGAGCCCAUCUGAGUAGCCCGAGGGCACGCGGGAACCCUGCCAGAGAAACUGAGAGAUCUCUCUUGGCCGAGCGUGGAGAACGGACCGUGACCGAAAACAACUGCGGAGCCACCUUGAUUGGGUUCAGAUGAGAACACUGACACUUGAUCGAUGGCCGCACAUGAGUAGUCACCGAUUGAGAUGGGAAACGAAACCUCUUAAGGAAACGCGGCAUGGACGGAUGUACGAUAGUGGCGAACACCAGCAUAGAUCUAUCACCCCCAUCCACAUCCCCUAGGGGCCACUGCAGGCAGAUUCAUCAUUUAUAACGGUUUUGUUAUGAUAGCAGAGACACACCAUUCUCUAAGGUACAGCACGUGCAUUGCACGGAUUUAGGUGAAGUAAAGUGAGUGGAGUAUGCAGCGCGAGGAAGGUAAAAGUCUGGUGAUGCACAAAACCAGGAUUGUCCCCUUUAGGUGCCACAGGACCUCGGCGUCCCGGCCUCCAAAUAAACACCACCCGUAGUUCAACGUCCACCAAUGAAUAAGUAUUUUUUGUCGAAGGGAAAGUUUAAUUUGAAAAGAAUGAAUUCGACGUUUUAAAUUGUUUAUAUUGUUGGUAUGCAGUAAUUGUGGGCCUGGGCCGGCGCUUUCUGCGCUUCAGCGAACGCAGAAUCCAGACGGACGCGAACCCCAACGCGGGUUUCACGACGCCCACAUUUCUCCAGCAGUUUUAACGAGUCGACGAUUACCUCUAUGUACGACCAUCUUAUUACAGUGGUCAUAUUUCUCCGAUCCUGUUGCCUUGAAGUCCAUCGACACAAAACACCAUUUGUACAUUACCACAACACAUUACAACAAGACCCACACCUGUGACCGCUGCCCACGACAGGUCCCAUCAUUCACUUGCAGUAACUGCUGUCAUUAACAUUUGUUCCAUUCAAAGGCAGAAGAAACCUUUGCUCAGUCCAGUGGCUAUUUAUACCUAUUGUAACGUGUAGAGUAGGCGUUCACUUAAGAGUAAACACUAUCGGUCAAACUGCCAAUGCACACUAUCGGAGCGUGCAUGGUGUUUUAGAGGUUUUUGAAAAAAUAAAUCAGAUUUUUUUUCACUUUUUCAAAGGUUCUCUUGUACCUCCAGUCUAGCAUUGUCCUCGUCUGCGUUGUACCAAGAGGUUGUCAUCGACGAUGCGGUGGCUGUGUGGUUUUCUUGCAGAACGUUUCCAGUCGUCGAGGCACCUUUUGACACCAGUAUUCAUUGCUGUACUUUGAUGAGAAUUGCCUGUUUUUUUAUUUCGUUUUCUAGGUUCUACAACAUUUGUGCAUAACAUGUGUUUUACCUUAAUGGCGUACUGUUACAGACAAAAAGGUUACUGCUAUGCAUUCAAUAAAACAAGCUGAACUAUGAAA
Molecule: messenger RNA, 4496 nt
Organism: Petromyzon marinus (sea lamprey)
Lineage: Eukaryota; Metazoa; Chordata; Hyperoartia; Petromyzontiformes; Petromyzontidae
Gene: NXN
Product: nucleoredoxin
Biological process (GO): negative regulation of protein ubiquitination; negative regulation of Wnt signaling pathway
Cellular component (GO): nucleus
Molecular function (GO): thioredoxin-disulfide reductase (NADPH) activity
Source: RefSeq, a predicted model, not a curated record